Cryptotermes secundus is the source of this 2411-nucleotide messenger RNA. RefSeq lists its product as uncharacterized. Bases 138 to 2249 code for a protein of 703 amino acids. NCBI's taxonomy places the organism in Eukaryota, Metazoa, Arthropoda, Insecta, Blattodea, Kalotermitidae. The record is from RefSeq and is a predicted model, not a curated record. The transcript has 2 exons.
CAAGGUCACACCAACUUCACACCGCAACAGACAGUGCUUAGGCAACGCGACAGAUAAUAUUUUCAGUGGUGUUCAAUUCUGAGUUUGCGAUAUUCAAGGAGAUACCGUUUUGGGUGGGAAGUGAGCAAGCCGAUCUGAUGUCAUCUGGAACGCCCAGUGGAAUGCGUCUUCGGACAAAAUCAUGCUUCCUGAUAUGGGCCCUGCUGACAAUGCAGCAUGGAAGAUGUGAUGACAUUCCCCAAGCAGCCCAGAAAGCAGUCAGUCUUCCAGACACCCAAGAGGAACCUGAGUCAACUCGUGGUGUUCGAUCAGUACCUCCAUAUGGAAUCGGAGGGCCUGGAAGACUGUUACCCCACUAUGGUUAUGGGUUGCCAGGACUCCAUCAUGGCUUUGGGGAUCUAGUCACUGCACAUCAUGGACUUGGAGGUCAUAGAGGUUUAGAGCUAAUUCAUGGUCAUGGUCUAGGCGACACCUAUGGAAGUGGGUUUCAUGGAGGGCUUCUUGGUAGUCAUCACACCAUAUCACCCCUGCACAGAAUGAGAAAAGCUUCCGAUGAUAAUGAACUCAAUCCACCAAACAGACUUACAUUUUAUGGACACCCUGAGAGGAAUCAAAUUAGUAAUAUAGCUCCUGCUCUUGAAGCAUUCCCAGUGAGACAAAAAUAUGGCAUGCCUCUUGAUCAGACAAAUGGAAAUUAUGAGCCACAGCUAAGGUAUAAUAUUGCUGGGAUCGAUACAAGCAGCCAUCCUGCUACCAAGCUGUGGCAUUAUCCAGGUGUAGGAGCUCAUGGAAUUGGAGUGGGGCUGGGGGCAAACUAUAGGCCAGGCACACCAGAACAAUAUAGCAAAGGACUUCCUGAACAUCAUGCAGGCUGGAUAUCAGCACUUCAUGACCUGCAUAAUGUCCAUGGAAUGGCUGGACUAGGGAAACCAGGGCUUCCUCAGAGAGUCAUACCAGGCCACAAUGGAGAGGUGACAGGAGUUCCAGUAAUGGAGAUACAUAAGAACAUUCCACAUAUCCAUGGAAGUUCAUCUUCUGGAUAUGGAGGUACAAUAGGAGGAUAUCAAGAGAUUGCUAACGAUCAUAAUUUUGGAAUACAUAAAGAUAUGCAUAUAGGUGAAACAGAUAGCUAUCAUGGGGCGAGUCAAUACCAUGGAAUGGCUGGAUAUCAUAAACAUCUUGGGGAUAAUUAUCAAACAAAUGGACAUCAUGGAAUAAAUGGAUAUCAUGGAAGUGGAUGGUAUACAGGUGGGGUAGCAGAUGAUCAUGGACCUUUGACGUUUGGCGAAUCUUCACAGGGUCCUUUGCCACAUGGUCACGGCAAUCAGUGGGACGAAGACUUUGAAACCGACCAGAAUAAUAAGUUCUCAAUAUUUAAAAAAAACAUACAUCUGAAGCGAGACAAGCACAACAAAAUGCACAACAAGAGAGAUUCUUCCGAAUGGAGAAAUUUGCUGCCAAGUACUGACGAAAAAUUCUCUGGCUCAGAAAGUUUGGAAACUAAAACAUCAGAAACAAACUACAAAAUGGAAGAGAAUAAUGAAAGCACUUCACUUCCGGAAGGCAUGGGAAAUGACAGUAAAGAAAAUGCAAACAAUGCAAAGCAUUUUGACACUAUAAACAGUGACAAUACUGUAGGAAGUAGCAAGACCAGUGAUACGGUGGAAGUGUCAAGACAUGAUACUACAUCCCCUGAUAAUCUAGGUGGAAGAACUAAACUAAGUAUGAGCAAUAAUUUUCUUUAUAAUACAGGCAUGUCUGUGGCUGACUAUCCGUCAGUACUGAGUAAUGGUGAACGGUCUGCCACUCUUUAUGCAAGGGGGCUUCUUAUAGACCUUCUGAAUGGGGGCAGAGCUACACUGGAUGCUGGGAACAGUAAUCAGAUACCAGAUGCAGUUAGUCUUACAGGUGCGGAUAAUGCUUUAGGGGGGGCUCAAAAUGGGAUCACAGCAAAGCACACACCAGGAGGAACCUACCUGACAGAAAGUGGAAAUAGCAAUCGAGGGGGCUCAAAAAUACAACAGUAUGAACAAAGCCCACAAGAGCUAGGAUAUAUCUUCAAUGAUAAUGCUGAUGGGAAAUUAUGGACUCGAUACAACUCACGCCAGUAUGAUUAUCAUGGUGGGGAUUUUGAUUAUGGGCUAGUCCCAAUAACAUACUGGCCAUGGUACAAUAGUUAUGGUCAAUAUUACAUGACACCUUACCCCACUGUUCAGACAGAUUAUGGUUAUGGUCUGAUGCAGUUUUGAAUGAAUGAUUAUCAGUGUGUGACAGAUUGUAACAAUUUAGGUCUGGAUGGGAAAUUACGAGUUGGUUUAUUGUGAGAAAAUGUUUUAUGUCCAGUGUUCUUUGUAUUAAAUUUGUAAAUCAAAAUGUAUCACAAACAGAAAUAAUAACUUUUCUUCCAUGAA